Molecule: messenger RNA, 1082 nt
Organism: Sorex fumeus (smoky shrew)
Lineage: Eukaryota; Metazoa; Chordata; Mammalia; Eulipotyphla; Soricidae
Gene: REM2
Product: RRAD and GEM like GTPase 2
Exons: 5
Coding region: 77-1072 (331 amino acids)
Cellular component (GO): plasma membrane
Molecular function (GO): calcium channel regulator activity; GTPase activity; GTP binding
Source: RefSeq, a predicted model, not a curated record
GAGAGGGAGCGGGUGCUGGAGCGCCCCGGCGGCACACGCACAGCGCCCCGCACGCAGCACUCUGACCGGCAGCGACAUGGACGCGGACACAGAGACCACCGCCCUCUGUCCCUCGGGCAGCCACCAGGCCUCCCCUCCGGGGACGCCCACCGCAGCAGAUGCUACAGUGCUGAAGCAGCCAGAGAAACUGCUGGCGGGCCUGGACCUGGGCGGACCCCCAGGCGCCCCCAGACGCAGAGGCAGUAUGCCAGUGCCCUACAAACACCAGCUGCGGCGGACCCAGGCUGUGGAUGAGCUGGACUGGCCACCCCAGACCUCCUCGUCGGGCUCCUCUGACUCCCUGGGUUCAGGGGAAGCAGGUGCCGCCCCGAAGGAUCUUGUCUUCAAGGUCAUGCUGGUGGGCGAGAGCGGCGUGGGCAAGAGCACCCUCGCAGGCACUUUCGGCGGUCUCCAGGGAGACAGUGCUCACGAGCCAGAGAACCCAGAGGACACCUACGAGAGACGUAUCAUGGUAGACCAGGAGGAAGUGACGCUGGUUGUUUACGACAUCUGGGAACAGGAGGACUCAGGCGGGUGGCUGCGGGACCACUGCCUCCAGACGGGGGACGCCUUUCUCAUCGUCUUCUCAGUCACUGACCGAAGAAGCUUCUCCAAAGUGCCAGAGACCCUCCUAAAGCUCCGGGCUGGGAGGCCCCACCAUGACCUGCCUGUCAUCAUUGUUGGAAACAAGAGCGAUCUGGUCCGCUCCAGGGAAGUCUCCGUGGAGGAGGGCCGCCACUUGGCCGGGACCCUGGGCUGCAAGCACAUCGAGACGUCGGCCGCGCUGCACCACAACACUCAGGAGCUCUUCGAGGGCGCCGUGCGCCAGAUCCGGCUGCGGCGGAGCCGGGGCCGCGCGGCCGGCGCCGAAGGGCCGCGGCCGGACUCGGGCAGCCCCGAGGGCCCCGCGCCGCCCGCCCGCCGCGAGAGCCUCACCAAGAAGGCCAAGCGCUUCUUGGCCAACCUCGUGCCGCGCAACGCCAAGUUCUUCAAGCAGCGCUCCAGGUCGUGCCACGACCUCUCCGUGCUCUGAGCUGCCGUCG